GGGGGGACAUCAGCUGUUUGUGGUAAAAUUAAUUGCGAACAAUAAAAAAUGCUGCAUAAUGAUAAAGCUGACUGAAUGUGCGCCAGCGAUGCAAAAGUUAGCAACUGCCUGGUCCUGCUCCAGCUUUGGCUUAAGAGUGGGGCGCCAUGGCAACUGGAGAAGAGGACUAAAGAGCUGCCGAAUGCUGAGCUCUUCCACUGCCACAGCUUCGGCGGAUGCCACGGAGGAUCAAGUGCUGCGUAAACGAAAAUUCGCUCCCCAUCAGGCAGCCGACUUGAGUGAAAAUCUGGCUGGACAAUUGCCUGGGCAGGCACGGGUGGUCAUCUGUGGCGGAGGCAUCACUGGGGCCUCGGUGGCCUAUCAUUUGGGCCUGCAGGGUUGGGGCAAAGACACACUGCUGAUUGAGCAAGAUCGUGUGGGUGGCGAAUUGCCCUGGAGUGCCUGUGGACUUGCUGGACGCUUCGAGCCAAGUUAUACUGAGCUGAAGCUGGCUGAGUACUCGAUCGAUCUUAUCAAACAGCUGACAGAGCGUGGCUUACCCACCGGCUGGCGCCAGGUGGGCAGUUUGAAUCUGGCCAGAAAUUUCGAUCGCAUGACUGCGUUCAAUCGAAUGAAAUCUCAGGCUGUGGCCUGGGGCAUGAACUGUGAGAUCUUGAGUCCGGAACAAUGCAAGGAGCAUUGCCCAUUGAUAUCGCUGGAUGGCAUUGAAGGGGGACUGUGGAUACCGGAGGAUGGGGUAUGCGAUCCGCAUCUAGUUUGUCAUGCCUUCAUGGAAGAGGCGCGACGGCUUGGCGUUCGCGUUGUCGAGCACUGUGCCAUCAAGAAGAUUCACAGUUCGCGCGGUAAAGUGGACAGGGUGGAGACCACAGCGGGCGAUGUGAAUUGUGAGUAUUUCGUGAACUGCACCGGCUUCUGGGCCAGGGAGGUGGGCACUCUGUCGAAGCCGGUAGUCAAGGUUCCACUCAAGGCAGUGGAGCAUCACUAUCUUCAUACCAAGGCCAUUGAGAAUCUGGACCCGAAUACACCAUUUGUGCGUGACUUCGACAGCAGGAUAUUCUUUCGCGAAUGCGAGGGGCACAUCCUGGCUGGAGGCUUUGAGCGAGAGGCCAAAAUGGUUUACGAGGAUGGCGUCAUACCCCUUUCACAGGCCGCGCGCCAGCACCCGCCCGACUGGGAUCACUUUCACGAGUUGUUGGAUGCUCUGUUGCGCAGCGUUCCUCCCUUUAGGAAGGCCCAUUUGGAUAGGUUAACCAAUAGUCUGCAGGUGUUCUCACCCGAUUGCAAAUGGAUCUUGGGCGAGGCUCCCGAAAUACAAAAUUACUACGUGGCCGCUGGCAAUAAGACCAUGGGCGUCUCGGCCUCGGGGGGCAUUGGCCGUGUACUCACCGAUCUCAUAACUAAUGGAUCCACCUACCUGGAUCUGCACAUUUUGGACAUUAGCCGGUUCCUGGGCUUGCACAAUAAUCGUAAAUUUCUACGCGAUCGCUGUAAGGAGGCUCCAGGCAAACACUUUGAGAUCAAUUAUCCAUUUGAGGAGUUCCAAACCGGUCGAAAUCUUCGCAUGUCACCCCUUUAUCCGGCGCUUAAGGCCGGUGGCGCCGUUUUUGGACAAUCCAUGGGCUACGAGCGUCCCAAUUACUAUGAUCAGAAUGACAAGAAAGAUGAAUUUGGCCUGCCACGCUUUCGAAUAGCGCAGACUCGUACGUUCGGCAAACCGCCGUGGUUUGAUCAUGUGGCCUCGGAAUAUCGCGCUUGUCGCGAACGCAUUGGAAUCGCCGACUAUAGCUCCUUCACCAAGUACGAUUUUUGGUCCAAGGGCAAUGAAGUGGUCGAUUUGCUGCAAUAUCUUUGCUCGAAUGAUGUCGAUGUGGCCGUUGGUUCGAUCAUCCAUACCGGCAUGCAGAAUCCCAAUGGUGGCUAUGAGAACGAUUGCUCUCUGGCCAGACUCUCGGAGCGUCACUAUAUGAUGAUUGCUCCCACCAUUCAGCAGACACGUUCCAUGUGCUGGAUACGCAAACACAUGCCUGCCCAUCUCAGGGCUAAGGUCAAUGUUGCGGAUGUCACCUCAAUGUACACGGCCAUUUGCAUAUUGGGUCCGUAUUCUCGCAUAUUGCUAUCCGAAUUGACCGACACAGAUCUGACGCCGAAGAACUUUCCCUUCUUUACGUAUAAGGAACUCGAUGUGGGCCUGGCCGAUGGCAUAAGAGUCCUGAAUAUCACCCAUACGGGUGAAUUGGGCUAUGUCCUAUAUAUACCCAAUGACUAUGCCUUGCAUGUCUACACUCGUCUGCAUCAGGCGGGCCAAAAGUUCAAUAUUCAACACGCAGGUUACUAUGCCACUCGUGCCCUUAGGAUUGAAAAGUUUUAUGCCUUUUGGGGACAAGAUCUGGACACAUUUACCACGCCUCUCGAGUGCGGACGCGCCUGGCGUGUCAAGUUGAAUAAACCCAUUGACUUUAUAGGACGCAGUGCCUUGCUCAAGCAGCGGGAGGAGGGCGUGAAACGCAUGUAUGUGCAGUUGUUGCUCAACGACCACGAUCACGAGGUGGAUAUGUGGUGUUGGGGCGGGGAGCCUAUAUAUCGGGAUGGUGUCUAUGUCGGUAUGACCACAACCACCGGCUAUGGCUAUACAUUUGAGAAGCAAGUGUGCCUCGGAUUCGUGCGCAAUUUCGAUGCGGAAGGUCGCGAGCUGCCAGUCACAAAUGACUAUGUUCUCUCUGGCCACUAUGAGGUCGAAGUGGCUGGUGUCCGCUUUGAGGCCAAAGUGAAUUUGCAUUCACCAAACUUGCCAACUAAAUUCCCAGAUAGGGAACGCGAGGCGUAUCAUGCCACCAGGGAUAAACGAGAUCAAGAGGAUUUGUUAUCGUUUAGCUCAAAUUUGAUAACAACUAACAACAACACGGGCAUGACUCGUCAGUGAACUGGCCAACAACGCCAACACAUCAACUUGGCCACUUACAGCCAAGCGAAAAAUGUUUGUUAUAGUAUGUGUUUGUUUAAUUAUUAAUUGCAGUUUCCUUUCAAUUGUUUCUUUUUUGGAUUUGAGUCUCAAAAUGAAAAGCGGAUAUUAUUUUUUUUUUUGUUAUAUAGUUUAUAUAUAUAUAAAAUUCGAAACAACUUUUGUAAUCGUUUGCUCAAUUGUUCGCCGUCUCCCAAUUCCAAUGCCAAUGCCAAUAAUAUUGUAUUUCCUGCAUUGGAAUUCAAUUGGAAUUCCGAGGCGGGCAAAAGCCAUAUCACAUCAAGUGUCCUCGACAACAAUGCGUGCAAUUGAUUAAUGUUCUUUUCGUGUCAAUUAAAAUUGUACACCAAGAUGAAAAUCAAUAAUUUUUAAACUCUAACCAAAUGCCAGAUAUUGCAAGCAAAAACAAAAAAUAUAUAUAAACUUACAUCUGUGAUUUGUCCAGAAACAAAAAAACAAAAAAGAAAGCAAAAUCUGGCAUUCAAUUACUUUAAAGCACAUUGUUAAAAAUGGCACAAACGAACACGAAAACUAAGGUUGAUAUAUUAACAUAUACACAUACAUACAUAUAUGUAUAUUAAUUGCUCAGUUGAUCGUUGGAUCGAUCUAAUGUUGAGCGAAAUAUAUGAGUAAAACGUAAGGGAAACAUAUUUAUAUGCAUUUUUUUAUAUAUACAUAUAUAUAUCUACUAACUUAAAUAUUGUUGCUUUAUACAAUACAUAUUUAUAUUAUAUAUACAAGUCUUACAUUAAAGAACAAUGUAAAAUCGA
This is a messenger RNA of Drosophila willistoni, 3729 nucleotides long. RefSeq names its product pyruvate dehydrogenase phosphatase regulatory subunit, mitochondrial. NCBI's taxonomy places the organism in Eukaryota, Metazoa, Arthropoda, Insecta, Diptera, Drosophilidae. The transcript has 7 exons. Gene Ontology annotation, cellular component: mitochondrion. The coding region runs from base 59 to 2920 and encodes 953 amino acids. Gene Ontology annotation, molecular function: oxidoreductase activity; protein binding. The record is from RefSeq and is a predicted model, not a curated record.